AGCUGUUCAAGCUCCUUGGAGUGGAAGUAAGGCCUGGAGAGCUUACAUUUUGGAGGUCCAGUGAGAUCUCCAGGUGGGAACUGUAAAUCCAGCCAAAAGUCUCUGAAGUGGGAUCCAGCAGGAAAUUCUCAGACACAGACCUUUGAAAUGCCUCCAGAGGUCUGAAUGUUGUGUCAACAUAUGAUUGAGAAGACCUUCAGCUUAUCAAGUAUUGCAGGAGUUUUGCACAAGAUUUGCAAAAUGAUGACUACAUAUUUGAUCUGGGGUAUUGCUGCAGCAGUAUGCUGCUGUUUAUGGCUUUUUGGAAUAAGAAGAAGGAAAAUAGGUGAGCCACCUCUGGAGAAUGGGCUGAUUCCAUACCUGGGUUGUGCUCUAAAAUUUGGGGCCAAUCCUCUUGAGUUCCUCAAAGCAAAUCAAAGGAAACAUGGUCAUGUUUUUACCUGCAAACUAAUGGGAAAAUAUGUCCAUUUCAUUACAAAUUCCUUGUCAUACCAUAAAGUGUUGUGUCAUGGAAAAUAUUUUGACUGGAAAAAAUUUCACUACACUACUUCUGCGAAGGCAUUUGGGCACAGAAGCAUUGACCCCAGUGAUGGAAACACCACUGAAAACAUAAACAGUACUUUCAACAAGACCCUGCAGGGCAAAGCCUUGGAUGCUCUCACGGAAGCCAUGAUGGAAAACCUGCAGUUCGUUCUGAGAUCCCCGGUCCCUCCCACAUCAAAGAGUGCAGCCUGGGUGACCGAGGGCAUGUACUCCUUCUGCUACAGAGUGAUGUUUGAAGCUGGGUAUCUAACUCUCUUUGGCAGAGAUCUUACAACGCUAGACACACAAAAGGCCCUUAUACUGAACAACCUUGACAACUUCAAGCAAUUUGACAAAGUCUUCCCGGCCCUGGCUGCCGGCCUCCCCAUUCAAGCUUUCAAGACAGCUCACAGGGCCCGGGAGAAGCUGGCGGAGGGCUUGCGGCACGACAGCCUCCGCACACGGGCCAGCGUCUCUGAUCUGAUCCGCUUGCGAAUGCACCUGAACGACACACUCUCCACCUUCAACGACGCGGAGAAGGCCAAGACGCACCUAGCCAUCCUCUGGGCCUCCCAAGCAAACACCAUUCCUGCCACUUUCUGGAGCUUGUUUCAAACGAUUAGGAGUCCUGAAGCACUGAAAGCGGCCACCGAAGAAGUGAAUAAGGCAUUGGAGAGCGCUGGGCAGCAGCUCAGCUUUGAAGGCAAUCCUAUUCAUUUGAAUCAAAUGCAACUGAAUGACCUACCGAUACUAGAUAGUAUCAUCAAAGAGGCUUUGAGGCUUUCCAGUGCCUCUCUAAACAUUCGGACAGCUAAGGAGAAUUUCACUUUGCACCUUGAGGAUGGUUCCUACAACAUCCGAAAAGAUGACAUCAUAGCCCUUUAUCCACAGUUAAUGCAUUUAGAUCCAGAAAUCUACCCAGACCCUUUGACUUUUAAAUAUGAUCGAUACCUUGAUGAAAACAAGAAAACAAAGACCACCUUCUACAGCAAUGGAAUCAAAUUAAAGUACUACUACAUGCCUUUUGGAUCGGGAGCUACAAUAUGUCCAGGAAGAUUAUUCGCUGUCCAAGAAAUCAAGCAAUUUUUGAUUCUGAUGCUUUCAUAUUUUGAACUAGAGCUUGUGGAGAGCCAAGCUAAAUGUCCCCCUUUGGACCAGUCCCGUGCAGGCUUGGGCAUUUUACCACCAUUAAAUGACAUCGAGUUUAAAUAUAAACUCAAACAUGUUUCGAUGUGUGGUUAGAAAGGGCACUAGAUGAUGUAUAGGACGGCAGUGUACCAUCACUAUGCAGUCCCAUGAAGGUGAGGAAGGGGUAGAACACGCUUAGUUCUGCUCACUGAUGUUUGCUUAUGCAUCUAACAUUUUAUUCAGGUUUUCAGAUGCUGUCUCAGACUGUAGUAGUGAAAGAACUAAUUUGUAGGAGCACAAUAAUUUGUUCUCAUUUGUAUAAGUCAAUGGAUGUUCGUAUACCCAAGGACCAAAAUUCGUUACUUUCAGAGAAAAAUGCAUUUUUU
Molecule: messenger RNA, 2036 nt
Organism: Fukomys damarensis (Damara mole-rat)
Lineage: Eukaryota; Metazoa; Chordata; Mammalia; Rodentia; Bathyergidae
Product: cytochrome P450 7A1
Exons: 8
Coding region: 166-1764 (532 amino acids)
Biological process (GO): cellular response to glucose stimulus; bile acid biosynthetic process; cholesterol homeostasis
Molecular function (GO): heme binding; cholesterol 7-alpha-monooxygenase activity; iron ion binding
Source: RefSeq, a predicted model, not a curated record